CUAAGGGAAACUCGCAAGUUACAUUCAGGGAAUAUUUUGUAAAUUAUUGUUGCAAACACCUUGAUCGCAAACUCUGUCCGCUGCGGAAGAAGGAAAACAACGCUUCAAUUUCCACACCCGAUCGCCCUAGUUGGAUUUUGCAACGGGAAAAGGUUUAGUUAAGGACCGCAAGGAUGAACACUCAGCAGCGGAUUGCCGCUAUUGGAACAGACAAGGAAUUGAGUGAUCUGCUGGAUUUUAGCGCGAUGUUUUCUCCGCCGGUAAACAGUGGGAAAAACAGGCCAACUACCCUGGGGAGCAGCCAGUUUAGCGCAUCAGGUAUGGACGAGAGGACGAGCCAGGCGUCCUGGGUGGCGGGAGGCCAGUCCAGCCCCUCCUACGAGACCUCCAGGGGGUUUGCAGACAACCCUCAUUAUGGUGAUCAGCUGAGUGACAGUCGAUUAGUGUCCCAUGAAGGAUUGUCCCCGACACCUUUUAUCAACUCCGGCAUCAUGGGUAAAUCAGAGAGGCCUCCGUUCCCCACCUACGGGCGGGAUCCGGGAGUUUUGGGGUGCCAGCCUGCCCUGCGCUCAGACAUGGGAAUGGGGAGCCCCAGACCAGUGACCACGGCGGGAAAAACCACCGCGCCCUUCUUCUCUUUCUCAGCAGCCAACCCAAGGAGACGUGCCCUCCCGGACUCUUCUCCCAUCGAUCCUUUGCAAACAAAGAAAGUCCGGAAGGUUCCGCCGGGAUUACCCUCAUCUGUUUAUGCACCGUCUCCGACCUCGGAGGACUUUAACCGAGACUCCCCCACCUUCCCGCCAGCCAAGCCGCCCAGCAGCAUGUUUGCGAGCACCUUCUUCGAUGGGACCCAAAACUCCUCUGACCCCUGGAGCUCGUCCAACGGGAUCAGCCAGCCCGGCUACGGGGGGAUUCUGGCGAGCUCCUCAUCUCACAUGUCGCAGCCGGGAAACUACGGCAACAUGCACUCGCACGAGCGCCUGAACUACCCCGCACACUCCGUCUCCCCGACAGACAUCAACCCCAGUCUUCCUCCCAUGUCCAGCUUCCACCGUAACAACAGCAGCACUUCGCCCUUCGUCGCCGUCUCGCACACUCCGCCCGUCAACGCCACGGAGAACGUUCUGGCAGCAGUUGCUGCUGCUGCCGCCGCUGCAGCAGGGCCCCGGGGGAACAGCACUGGAAGCUCACAGACUGGAGAUGCACUUGGAAAAGCCCUGGCUUCGAUUUAUUCGCCCGACCACACCAGCAGUAGCUUCCCAUCGAACCCGUCUACGCCAGGGGGAUCUCCAUCGCCUCUGGCAGGAGCAGCGGGCGCAGCAGGCACGCCUGGCACCACAGGCACCAACCAGUGGUCCAGAACGGCUGGCCAGACCCCCUCCUCCCCCAGCUACGAGAGCUCCCUGCACUCACUGAAAAAUCGAGUUCAUCAGCAACUCCAUGAGCAUCUGCAAGAUGCCAUGUCCUUCUUAAAGGAUGUCUGUGAGUCUCGGAUGGAGGAUCGUCUGGACAGACUGGACGAUGCCAUCCAUGUCCUGCGAAACCAUGCAGUAGGCUCCACCACCAGUUUGCCCAGUGAAAUACACAGCCUCCUGGGACAAGCACACAACGGGCCAAUUGCAGCCCUCGGCGCAAACUUCCCUGCAUCGGGAUUGGUCGGCAGUCGAACAGCAUCAAUGGUUGGAGCUAACCGGGAUGAAGCCACCAACAAUCACGCCGGACUGCCUGGUGCAGGCCCCAAUGCCAGCAGCGACCUGAACCACCAGGCCGACAUCUUCAGAGGACUGGCGGGAGGACUGGCCAGUAAAGUCGCCGCUGCUCUGGAGCUGAAGAUGGAAAGCCAGGAGAAGGAUGACCAUUCCUCCGACGACCUCCGGUCUGACGACGAGAGCGAAAAAAGGGACAUCAAGACACCCCGUGGGGGAACGCGAACAAGCAGCAUCAACGAGGACGAGGAUCUGAACCCGGAGCAGAAGGCGGAGCGUGAGCGCGAGAGGAGGAUGGCCAACAAUGCGCGCGAGAGGCUGCGGGUUCGAGACAUCAACGAGGCCUUCAAGGAGCUGGGCCGCAUGUGCCAGCUGCACCUGAAGAGCGAGAAGCCGCAGACCAAGCUGCUCAUCCUGCACCAGGCCGUGGCCGUCAUACUGAGCCUAGAACAGCAAGUCAGAGAACGGAACCUGAACCCAAAAGCGGCCUGUCUUAAGAGGAGGGAAGAGGAGAAGGUGUCCAGUGUGUCUGCAGAUCCCCAGCAGGGCCACUCGGUGGUCCAUGGCCUCACUGAUGCCUCCAACCCUAUGGGCCACCUCUGAGGAGGAGCCAGACCCACGGGAUCCGGAGCAGUUCUUCUGUAUGACACGGUGGGCUCCCUUACUUCCCAAGGAUAGGCAGGAACUCACAAUUUGUGACACAGAUCUGAAAAGACUCACCACUUGAAACGAAAAUAAAUAAACAAAUACAUUUCAAAGAAAGCAAUCUCAAGAUUGGGAAAAAAAAUAACCCCCACUGACCUCCCCUCCCCCCACCUCACCACCCCCCCCCCCCCCAACUCCCUGUGAACGCUCCCGGCCGUGAUCAGAGAACUCGUGCACUCCAGCACACCUCGUUCCGUUUGCAAGCAGCGUGUCGUAUCUGAACAAUCAGAAACUGUGGCGAUCCUCUCCGCUCUCCGGGUGGAAAGUUGACUUGUGCCUAAACUGAAUUUGACGAAUGCAUUGUAACCACAAUUGUUUCUUUUUGUUUGUUGCAUUUUAUUUAUUUUGUUACUGAGUCAUAACUAAGUCUGUGUCUAAAGGGAAAGUUAUUUCAUUGUUUUAAUUGGCUGAUCUGGUCUCAGUUGACCUACAGUUUGCCUACAAAGCCCCCACACCCCCUCACCCAAACCUGGUCUGAAUGGAGCAGUUUAGCUGUAUAGAAAACUGCCAAAAAAUGUCUUCACUAAUUUGUGUUGUGUUUAUGCCCUUCCCAAAAUGAAAUAGUGAUAGAUUCACAUUAAAAAAAAAAUUACAUUUAUAAUGUAUAUAUUAUCACACAGAUAUAUAUUUUUUAAAUUAUAUGUACAUUCAGCAGCCACUUCAUUGGGUACACCAAUCUAGUACUGGGUAGGGCCCCCUUUUGCCUCCAGAGCAGCCUGAAUUCUUUCCUUGGGGAUUUUGGUGCAUGCUGACUCAAUGGCAUAGUACACUUUCUGCUGAUGUGUUUCUGUUUGGGCCACAAAUUCAUGCUAUGAACCUCCCAUUCCACCUUGUCCCAAAGGCGCUAUAUCGGAUUGGAUUGAGAUCAGGGACUGUGCAGGCCAUUGGAGCAAACUGAAGCCACUGUGGUGUUCCUGGAAUCAAUUUGAGAUGUUGCGUUCUGUGUCCUGCGAGAAGUGUCCAUUUGACAAAGGCCAAAAAGGGAUGCACAUGGUCUGCAACAAUGCUUAGGUAUGCUGUGGCAUUCAAAUGAUGCUCAAUAGGUAUUCAGCGGCCGAACGUGUGCCAAAAAACAUUCCCUUUACGCUACCACCACCAACCCACACUGUUGACACAAUGCAGCAUGGAUCCAUAGAAUCAUGCCAAUUUAUGAUUCUACCAUCUGUAUGUCCCAGCAGAAAUCAAGAUUUGUCAGACCAGGCAACAUUUUCUAAUCUUCAGUCAUCCAGUUUUGGUGAUCACGUGAAUAGUGUAGUCUCAUCUUCCUGUUGUUAGCAGACAGGAGUGGUGCCUGGUGUAGUCUUCUGCUGCUGUAGCCCAUCUGCUUCAAGGUUUGACUCACCGUGGAUUCAGAGAUGCCCUUCUCCACACACUGUUGUCAACAGCUGUUAUUUGAGCAUUUCUGGUCUUGCUGUUAACUUGCCGAUUCUCCUCUGACCUCUCUCAUCAACACGGUGUUUUCACCCACAGAUCUGUUGCUCUCUGGAUGUUUUUUUUUAUUUAUCGCACCAUUCUCUUUCAACUAUAAAGCUCAUAGGGCGUGAAAAAUCCCAGGAGGGCAGCUGUUUCUGAGAUGCUGGAACCACCACAUCUGGCACCAACAAUCAUACCCCACCCCGAUUUGAUCACCUAUUCUCUGCACCAUGUCUGCAUGCUUUAUGUAUUGAGUUGCAGCCACGUGAUUUGCUGUUAGGAGGAGCAGGCUAUUCGCAUUAACGAGCAGGUGUACCUAAUAAAGUGACCACUAAGUGUAUAUACUAUGUAUGUGGAGCUUAGUUUGAAUUCUGUGUUGUUUUUUGAUGUCGACCAUCAUUGAGAGAUUUAAAGGAAGAGGGAGACAACAGCACAGUUGUGUGCAGGAACACAAAAGUCUAGGGAUUUCCCAAACAUCAUUUGCAUUCGACUGUGGCAAACUGUGGCUUUCCUGAAUGAUCAACUACAGUCUAACUUAUAUAUUAUUUUUUAAAGUUCAUAUACAGUGAGCACCAAAUGGACAAGUCUUUUAAACCCUUAGCAUUCCCUACAAUCUUAUUUUAGUGUCUUAACUGAAGGAAUAAUGAGUUCCAAUCCAUUUAUUCCUUUGCCAUAUAGUGUUAAAUGUAAAAAAAACAAAAAAAAACAUAUUCCUGAUAUUGACGUUUGUUUUGUGUUACAUUUUGGUCUCCGGUUAUCUGAACAGCCAUAGUCAUAGUUUUUUACUUCUGUACUUAAGUCCUGUGUUUUUGCCAUUUGCCUAGAGUUGUGGUAUCAAGGAAUGCUUUGAAGAGAGGUAGAAUCAAAACGAUGGCCACAACAUUACCUGGACUGAAUGAAGGUGUUGCUUUAUUUACUUUGUCUAAAAAUAAAAAUAAAAAAGUUAUAAAAAUACAUUAUUCAAAGUAACCACAAUUUAAUUGUUUAUUUGUAAUUGUAUACAAAUCACUUUUCUAGGCUUCAUAGUACAGCUUAUAAUGUGAAGUGCGAAUUUACAGAAAGGAAUUCUAAUUAAUUUACAAUGGCUUUAUUUUAGUUUUUUCUUCCAAGCAGCAAAGUUACACAUCGAGAGAUAAGUCUAGCCUGUGUGUCAGGAGAAGUGCUUUACUAACUCUCACAACAUGAGACAUCAGAACCAGUCAACCAGCAGUUCCCUUGGACAGGUAGUGAAUGGAUAAAAAGCAGGUUUAAGGAUGGUUUUACAUUUUGUAGUGAAAAAGUAUCCUGUUGUUUUUUUAUUGUUUGUGUAUUUUUCUUUUUUUAUUCUUUUGGACUUAAAUUUGACAUUUUACAUGGACUUUAAUGUUCUUUCAAUCCCCAUGUCUUCCAUUACAGUUAACAAUAAAAACAAGGCAGCCAUAUCCAGGGCUAUUAGUGAUUGAGUUAAGUCAAUUUAAUUGAAGACAAUUUGAAGAAUGUGUGGCCAUUAAUGAACUAAUUGAUAUACUCUGAAAAAUAGGGCUUAAAAAUAAUUUUUAAAGGCAACUAUUUUUCUUUUUGCUUCAUGUGUCAUUUCAUUUUUUGCCCUUGGAAACACUUAUGUCAGUGUCCACCUGACUACAUGUGUGGCCUUGUUCCACAGUUCAGUAUUUAUGAACUUCAAAGGUUGGUGGAAGAAUGUGAUUGAGGUUGUCACCGCCUGUCCUAUCAUGCAUUUAAUUUUUUUCUUCUUUUAAAACCUUCUCCUUGGUCAGUUCCUGUGCUUCUCUUCUGGCUAUGUUAGACUUUGCAGUGCUCCCAAAUGCUUUCCUUCAUAAGACAUUGAAAAAUAUAAAAUAAUAAUAAAAAACAUUUGGCUUAUUUUUCACAGUAGUUAGUAUUUUAUACAAUAAUCUUGUAAGAAAAUUUCUUGAAUUCUAAAUAUUACUCUUUCUAGAUUUUUGAAAUCAAAAGUUUUCAGUAAAAGUUUCGUACUUUAUUUUACUAUAUUAGGUAGUAAAAAUUAGGGUUAUGUACUGUAACCUGUCCAUUAUUAUCAGAAAUCUACAAAUAGCAUCAUAAGGACAUGUAGGAUUGACUGUAGCUGGCAGUGUAGUGUGUAUGGGGUAUUGUAAGAGCUUGAUGUUCCAGAGGGUGUGCCACUCAUUUUGGUCUCCCGUUUCCAUUGGUUGAUUGAGUUGUACCCGUGUCAGAAUUCAAGGCAUUGUUGAUGCACAUAAAAAAGAAGAAAAAAAAACCAGCAACAAGAGUUCAACAUUUCUGUCUCUGUAACAGAAAACACAAUAUGUAUAUAACAUUUAUGUAGCAAUAAAUGUGCCAUGUUUUUUAAACAAGGUUGUAUGUGUGUCUUUCUCUGAAGGAUAUACUCAAUAUUGUCCUGCCCAUUCUUUUAAUUUCUUAUCCAGUAUUUUUAUCUUUCAUGCUGUGUGUGUGUGUGUGUGUCUGUCUGUAUGUAUGAGUGUGUGAAUGUAAAAUCUGUAUUUAUAUGGGCUCAUCUGGUCAGUUGUUUGAUCUCCAGUAAACACAUUCUCUUCUGACUCCUCCUCUUCCCUUAGAACUCCUUUCCAGUGAACCUUGAGGCCCAAAUGAGGAACAAUGUACGAGUGUUUUUAAUUAUGUGACACAUUGAAUUAACUUUUUGAAAGUAUAUCAGUGGACCAUUGUCAUGUGUAUCAUAAAAAGUACUAUGGAAAAUGUGUUUCUAUUUUUUAAUAAAGUGUGAUAGCAGUGUA
Molecule: messenger RNA, 6556 nt
Organism: Conger conger (European conger)
Lineage: Eukaryota; Metazoa; Chordata; Actinopteri; Anguilliformes; Congridae
Product: transcription factor 12-like
Exons: 21
Coding region: 174-2309 (711 amino acids)
Biological process (GO): regulation of transcription by RNA polymerase II
Cellular component (GO): transcription regulator complex
Molecular function (GO): protein dimerization activity; DNA-binding transcription factor activity, RNA polymerase II-specific; RNA polymerase II cis-regulatory region sequence-specific DNA binding
Source: RefSeq, a predicted model, not a curated record